UCACGCGCAUCUUUCUUUUCUAUUGCAAUUCCCAUUGUCCUUUAAUUCUGUCAAGAGUUAGCUGUCAAGUUUUGCUUUCCAAUUCCGCGGAGGGUAGCUUUAAGGCGGAAGAAAACAGCAUCUUUCUUUCGUCUGUAAGGAUUGGAGCUUCGUCGUCUCCCCUGCAUCUGCAUGCUGAUGCUGUGGUGGAUCUGAGAUCCAAAAGCUUUGGUUGUAGAUCGAUUAGGUACAUCUCUAUCUCUCAAACACACCAACAGCACCAACUACUCCCUUUCUUCUUAUUAUUCUCUUCUCUCUAUUUUCCCUUUAAUUUUUACUUUACAAGAAGACCUACUCAGUCACCUCUCUCUUCCCUCUCUCCAGCUGCUUCUUCUCAUUUAAGACGAGGUAUUCAUCUGUUCCUUAAUUAUCUCUCUCUCUCUCUCUCUAGUUCUUUUAUUUUCUUUGCCAGUUGAAUCAAGAUAUGAGUUCGAAUGGUACCAACCUAGAUAGAAUUAUAAAGACAGAAAGAAAGUUGAAUAUAUUGUUUUCUUCUUCUUAAUAUCCAGACGCACACACAAACACAUAUAGCUACCUCUUUGAAAUCUCAUUUCACAGGACAGGAGGAAAUUGCUUUUGACAAACAUCAUGGAUGCGUGUGUGGGGAAGAUUGUCCAAUUGCUCGCAGAUGGCUUGAUUAAUUAUGUCAAGCGCCAUGGGGCCUAUGUGAUUCGAUACAAGAACAAGGUUCAGCUACUCGAACAAGAAAAUAAGAGGCUCGGUGAAAAAAAGGAGAGUAUCCAAGGAAUGGUGGGUAGAGCCACAAACAAUGGGAAAGCCGUUGAGACUGAGGUCUCCAGUUGGCUAAAGGACGCUGAAGACAUGGAAGGAGACAUCACCAACAUCCUGCAUCCACAAGAAAACAGAGAAUCCUUCAAGUGUUUUAAGGGCUGCAUGUGUCCCAACUUAAUGUGGCGUCACAAGAUGGGUAAGGAAGCUGACAAGAGGAAGCUGGACGUCAGCGAACUGAUAAGUAGGGGUGACCGACUACUGAACUCGCCAGUGGCACGCGAUGCACCUUUCCAAUGGGAGCCGCAUUUUGAUUCUUAUGAGUAUUACACCAAGUUUGACUCAAGAGCUUCAGUUUUUGAUAAAAUCAUGGAGGCUUUGAAGGAUUCUGGGGUUGACAUGAUUGGGGUCCAUGGGCCUGGUGGAGCUGGGAAGACGACGAUGGUGAAAGAGGUUGCCAAAGAAGCUAAGAAACUAGGAAUUUUUUUUAAGAUUGUGAUAGCAGUUGUGUCUAAAGAUCCAAACACCUCAAAACUACAAGAAGAGCUUGCACCCCAAUUGGAUCUCAAGUAUAAACAAAGAAGUGACUCAGGAAGAGCGGAUGAGUUACGAAAGACAUUGUUAAACGGGAAGAAGAUAUUGGUAAUAUUGGAUGACCUUUGGCAAGGACUAGACUUGAAUGCAGUUGGAAUUCCUAUUUCGGGCCCUAGCCACAAAGAUUGCAAAAUUUUGCUAACCUCGCGUAGAAAAGAUGUCUUCAAAGUGAUGGGCGUUCAUUCAUAUUUUUCCAUUGGGUACUUGGCGGAGAACGAAGCAUGGGAGUUGUUUACAAAGGUGACAGGAGAUUUUGGAGUCGAUGAAUUGAUAGCAAGAGAGGUGAGCAAGAAAUGUGGAGGUCUGCCUAUCGCUAUCGUUGCAGUUGCAGCUGCAUUAAAGGACGAGGAAGAGGUUGAGUGGCGCAAUGCACUUCUCCAAUUAAAGAAUUCCCCCCUAAAAUACAUUGAAGAAAUUGAUCCAGUGGGUUAUACCCCCUUGAAGUGGAGCUAUGAUUUUCUAAAAGACGAGGAUGCAAAGUCGUGUUUCUUGCUCUGCUGUUUGUUCCCUGAAGAUGCUGAGAUUUCUAUUGAUGACUUGGUUAAAUAUAGCUUUGCCCUGGGGUUCCUUAGAAGGGUGGAUACGCUGAAAGAUGCAAGAAUUGAAGUACAAGCCAUGGUUAAUAAGCUGAAAAGGUCUUGCUUGUUACUAAAUGGAGAAGACGAGAAUUAUGUCAAAAUGCAUGACGUUAUUCGUGACCUUGCAAUUUCUAUCACAGAGGUGAAGCAAACAGAACACAGCGGUGGCCAAGAUUGGCCAAGACAACAACAGUUCAUGGUAGAUCACGAAAUUCGAGUGUGGCCGAAGAAUGAUGCCUGGAAGCAGCACACAGCAAUCUCAUUAAGGAUCAAUAAUGACAACUUUCCUUCUCAUUGCGGCGUGCUCGAUUGUCCACUAGUGCAUACCCUUGUGUUGAAGCUUGGAAAAUCUUCACGUAUAAUUCCGAAUGACUUCUUUCAAGGCAUGGAGGAGGCAAGAGUUUUAGAUUUGGAAAGCAUAUCGUUGGAGCUCCCAUCGUCAAUUUUGGAGUUGUAUCAUUUUCGGAUGUUACGUCUAAGGUAUUGUAAAUUAUUGGGAGACUUGACUACAAUCCAAAAUUUAAAAAAUCACAUUGAGAUACUUAGUUUUGAGGGAUCUGAAAUAAAAGAGUUGCCACAAGAGAUUGGAGAAUUGACUCGUUUGCGGUCUUUGGAUCUGAGAACGUGGAUGCUGGAGGUGAUUCCAAAGGGUGUGAUAUCUAAUUUGAUCCAUUUAGAAGAGUUGUAUGUCUUAGGCAGCUUUAGUGGAUGGGAUACCACUGUAAAUGGUGAGGGAAAGAGUAAUGCGAGCAUUGCUGAGCUGAAAUCAUUGACUCAAUUAACAGUUUUAUAUGUUAGUAUUUCAGCAGAAAGUUUCAAGAUUAUGGUGCAAGGAUGCCCCAAUUUAUUUGGGAAAUUGAUUAAUUUUGCAAUACUAAUAAACUCUCGCUCGUCUUUUAUUAAUCGUAUUCAAACCUUGAAUGUUUUGGAAAUUCGUGAUAUUCAUCGUAUAGAUGAUGAAUUUCAUCUCUUGAUGAACAAAGUUAGUGUGUUGACGUUAAGGUGGAUUCCGCAUUUGGAAGGGCUGAUGUUACAAUGCAAGCCACAACUAAAGUUUAUAGCAAGUGGUGGGGGACCUUUUAGUAAAUUAACCUCUUUAGAAAUUGAUAACUGUCACGGUCUGAAAUUUCUCUUUUCCUCCUCCAUUGCCAGAGAACUCCAACAACUUCAAAAACUGAAAGUAUCAUGUUGUAGCAAAAUGGAACAAAUAAUUGGAGCAGUAGAUCAUCAUCACGGAGAUAAAGUAGUAACUGAUGAAGCAAUUAUUUUCAGUCGAUUGGUGGACUUGAAGUUGUCGAGUCUUUCACAUUUUAAAAGCUUCUACCCCAAAAUGGAGAAGACAACAACUGAGAAAAACCUUCCAAAUUUUACCGCAACAACAGAAUCUAUCUUUGAUGAAAAGGUUCUUUUUCCCGUCUUAACACGUUUGGCGAUUUAUAAGUUACCAAUGGAAUAUAUUUGGAACAACCAAGCAAUUCAAUCCCCACGAUUGCAAAAUUUGGAGAAGUUAAAGGUUGCUAUUCCCAAGAUGAAAACUCUUCGUUUGGAACGCUUGAAUUGCACAAGACAGAUACAACUCUGGGAUCUAGUUAUCACACAAGAAUAUCUACAAGAACAUCCAUAUGACGUGACAUUAAUCGGAUGCCAAGUCUCGACCAAGGUUUUAUCUCAUCAUUUGAAUCAAAGCUUUAGAAUGAUCGACAAUUUAUGCUUAACGAAUUGUCUGGGGUUUAAACAUCUUAUUGACCUUGACGGGACAAUAAGCGUUGGUGAAGAGAAGUUUGUUGAUGCGGGAACUUUACAUCUCUCUGAUUUACCUGAAUUGGUGUCUUUGUGGAAUAAGAAUCUUCGUGAAAUUAAGGGUUUUCGAAGCUUAACGAUCAUAGCUAUCAUGAAAUGUCCCCAAAUGAAAAGUCUGCUUACACAUUCCAUGGUUAUGACUCUUCAACACCUAGAAAUGCUAAGGGUGGAAUCUUGUGAAAUGAUGGAAGAAAUUAUUAUUAUUGAUGAGAAUAAUCUUAAUAUUGUAGGGGAAGGAAAGGCAACAUGGCAGAUUGAAUUUCCAAAAUUAGAAUGUUUGUGUUUAUAUAAUCUACCAAACCUCAAAUACUUUUGCAAUGAUGAAAGAGCUUCCUUUAGCUUUUCAUCCUUGUGCGAGGUUAAGGUGAGGAAUUGUCCAAAAAUGAAGACCUUUGCAUCUGGACAAAUUUGCUUGCCGCCAAAGAUGAUACGAGCCUUGGUAGAUUAUGAAGACAAGAGACAAUAUGAAGAGGUUGAAAUUACAAAUCUUAAUGCAUUUUUGGAGGACAGGAACCACAUGGCGAAAAUCAUACACUGGGGAGACUCACGCAGCCGUUAUUUUAUGGAAAUAUUUUAAGUCCAUUGGGUGCUAUUGGAAAAUGAACCAUCUGUUUUAAAUGAGCCUGAUGUGAAUAACAGGUUUGAUAAGGUUGAUGGGUACUUGUUUUUAAGUUUGGGGUUGACUUCAAAUCAAAAUGCUUGGGCAGGUCCUGAUCACUGGAAGUAUCGAAAAACAAAAGAUUCAGAGGGUCCUCCCAGAGAAAAUGGAUCACCCAUGACAACUAAGAAACCUAGAAAAAACAAGCAGAACUUGAUAUUGAUUUUACAAAAGCCUUAGACAAUCAAAUACUGGAUGUCUUUGCUCAUCCCAAGAAUCCCAAUUCACUACUUCUGCCAGCAAAUAGACCACUUGUAGCACGACACUUCCAGAAGAUUGCCAUUAUCAGCCAGAGGAGCUUGUCAAAUUAUUUCUUGUGCCUAAUCUCAUGGUAAUGUGGCUUUGAUUAUGAAUGGAGAUAUGAUUUACCAUUUUUGACAUUUGAUAACCUCUUUAUGAUAUUAUUUUCUUUUCUUUUUUUAUGGUUGAAGUGCCUUGGGAAGAGAGCAAGAAAGUCGUCAGCUAAAUAAUCUGAGCUCCAAUAAUGAUAGUAGUCUUUGAUAUUGAACAGUUCCACAUGAUGUGAAGAACUCUCUCUCAACACCCCCCCCCCCCCCCCCAAAAAAAAAAAAAAAAAUGAAGGAAGAUAUGACUGUAAGAAACUAAAUGCUUAAACUGAAAGCAGAAGGUUUGUAUUCUAUAAUCUGUAUAACUGAAUUAUGACAUGUUUAUAUCUUUAUAUUCUGAUUCUGUGGCAGUCUGUGUGCUCACAAGUUCAAACUGUAGGAAAGAGUUAAGGUUGUAGACUUGUAGUCUUGCAAAGUUGAAAGGUUUAUAAUGCCAACUGUUGAGGCUGAGGUAAUUGGCACCAUCACAUAAAUAACUGUAUCUAAACAAGGAAUUUAGACAUUCAGACUGGCAGUCUCAUGGUUUUUUACAUAUGAAUCCAAAUGAGGAUUUACAUCAUGGAGUUCCAAUUGCUCAUCAUAAUAUAUGGCGUGUAGCCUGUGAGGUAUCUUGAAAUACUUUUUCUUUUUUUCUGUUUUUGGGUUGGCUUUAUAAGACCAUAUUGGGGCCUAUCAAAAGUGAUAAGAGCAAGAACAAAAAGAACUUGAUGGGAAAUCCUUAAACAUGGCAUAGAAUAUAAUGACUUUAGGGAGGAUAUGACAAUGGAUAGGAAUGGUUGGAGAGGUAGAAUUCAUGUAAGCCAAGUCCACCUAGUGGGAUUAAGGCUUGUGAUUGUAGUUGUAAUUAGGUCCAUGGGAUACUUGACAUUUCUUCUCCAUCAUAUGCUUCUAAGAUUUGUUUCUGUAUACCUUUGAUUUUUGGUCAUCAACCUCAUAUUUAGAACUCUUCCAUUUGAUAAAUGGCAACUGCAUGGCUUAGAAAUCAGACUAAAUUUUUUCUCCUUGUUUUCUGUUUAACAUAUGUCAAGUACUAAUACUAUUAUUGAUUGAAAAGCAGAAAAUGGACUAUAAGACUGCAAUAGUUAAAUACUUUCAUAUCUAGGAAUUCCUCUGGAUUAAGGCCAGUAAGCCUUUUUAUGCUUUGUAGUAAUACUUUUUUUUUUUUUAAAUCUCUUGUAGUUGGUUGCAUCAUAUAUGCGAUACUUUUCUAUCUUUUGGUGUUCUUUGGUAACCAUGAGAUGCAAUUUCUUUUGAGAAAAUGAUUGUUACUUUUAACCUGACUUAUUGCAUAUAAUUCUGACAACAAUUGAGGUUGUACAUUUUCUGAUUGCGACAUUCUGUCUUGCUAGAAGACAUCUUUCUUGUUCAUUAACCAUUACUAGUUUGUCUUCCCAUGCCUCAAUCAUUUCUUUCUAUGUUAUAGAAAUACGUAAAAUAUACUUAAUGUAUUGUUAUUCUGUGGAUUUUUUGUGCCUGAUGCUGCCUUCAGAGGAAUGGAGUGAACAAAGAGAUGAUAUGGACCAUUGCCAUCAUGGGAUGAUGAAAAUGGAUUUGAUGGUCAAUAUGAUGAUGGAGGUGUUCAUAGUGAUUUGGAGGACUCAGACACACUCGUCUCUCAGUCUCGUCAAAAUGGUUUAUAAUUAUUCAUUUGGUGAUUUAAUAGUAAUGGCGUGUGCACAAAUAGCGAUUUAUUAUUACUUAUAAUUUUAUGAGUUUGCAUCUACCUCUUUAUAUUAGAGGUAAAUAUUGAAAAGAAUAGUGUAUAUGUAUUUUAUAAGCAUUUUGAAUAAAUGUGUGCCUCAUGUGCAUAAGGUUUCCACUUCAUAUUGUGUCUAGUGCCUAGGCCCCAAGCACUCUUUGCACCUAAAUGUGCCUUGUGCCUUUGACGAUUUUGAUGUUAGCUUAUCAGAUUCUAUUUUAUGUAUAUCUGGAAAUUGAUGAUAAAAUAUUCAUAUGUUGUAUUCAACUCAGGCUGCCAUAACUUAGAACAAAAGAAAAGAGAAUUCAAGUAUUGUUUCCCAUGUUGGGUCAAGGAAAGAUGAAGGAUAAAAUUGUUACUCCUUUGCUUAAAUUGAAAUAACUUACUUUUGGUCCCUAUUGGUGAUAGCUUCAAGUUUCAAUUUCUUCUUAUUUUUGGUAAAUUUUACUAACCUGAGAACCUAAAAGAAAUAUGCAAUUACAUAUUUUUUGCCAAAUCAUACUGGUGUGCCUUGAAAUUGCUUACAUUUGCUUAUGCUGCUUCCUUCUUGUAUCAGGUAAAUAAGAUUGAAGUACAAUAUGACAAAAAUUCUAAACAAGUUGAUGUCCAGGCACUGAAAGGUACUCUUUGGGACUGUUUACAAGAAUCUAAACAAGCAAGUAUUCAGGAGGAGAAAGAAAUGGUAUCUUUCAAGAAUGUAUUGGCUAGCUUUCCAAAAGACUGCAGGGCGGCUGCAACACUCAAUGAUAUCUCGCCCCAUUUGUGUUUUAUUUGCCUUCUGCAUUUAGCCAACGAGCAUGGACUGAGAAUCCAUGGCUGUGCCAACUUGGACGAUCCCAGCAUACAUUUUCCACCUAACAGAGGAACAUUUCCAAGUGAAACAGUUUAAUGCUGCGGUUUUUGUUGAUUUUUUUGGUAUGGUUUUGCUGUGUACCUGUAUCAUUCAUAGUUCAAGAUGAAUGUACUGUAGACCUGUGCCAUCAUUCUCAUGCUAGUUCAGGAGAACCUGGAACCUGGCACUGUCAAAAGCUUCAUGUUGUGUUCUGUUAACACUGAUGUUGAAAUCUUGUACAGAUCUUGCUGACAAACAUUUUUGUCUUGGACAGCUUAAAAAUUGGAAUGAGCCGUUCACCAUUCCAACUAA
Molecule: messenger RNA, 7588 nt
Organism: Diospyros lotus (date-plum)
Lineage: Eukaryota; Viridiplantae; Streptophyta; Magnoliopsida; Ericales; Ebenaceae
Product: probable disease resistance protein At4g27220
Exons: 7
Coding region: 628-4317 (1229 amino acids)
Molecular function (GO): ADP binding
Source: RefSeq, a predicted model, not a curated record